This is a messenger RNA of Acaulospora morrowiae, 312 nucleotides long. The record is from the annotation of a GenBank genome assembly. NCBI's taxonomy places the organism in Eukaryota, Fungi, Glomeromycota, Glomeromycetes, Diversisporales, Acaulosporaceae.
AGCAGUAUUUUGAACAUGAAUUCGAAUUUCGAUAAUGGUUCGGAUAAUAGCCGUCUAACCACUAUUUUAAAUCCCUUCGCCGAACCUCUUGACACUUCAAUUUUUCGAGCCGAAUUGAAAAAAACUUCGCAAUCGCCUCAUUUAAAAGAACUCACACCACCUCGGGCUAAUGUUCAAUGCAUAAAACCCGAGGAGCAUAUAGACACGAGUAAUGAGAACUUGGAUUGUAAUUCUGAUGAGUCGGAAGAGGAGGUGGUUUUAGUGGGAACUAGCAUUUCCAACUAUUCGGUAAUGAAUCAUAAGCGUUCGUAA